Messenger RNA from Oikopleura dioica, 1407 nucleotides. NCBI's taxonomy places the organism in Eukaryota, Metazoa, Chordata, Appendicularia, Copelata, Oikopleuridae. The record is from the annotation of a GenBank genome assembly.
AUGAGCGAACCAAUUCUUGCUCCAAUAAUCAAAGCCGAUGAGCCUUGUUUUUCCCUCGACUCGAGAAUUCCACAGCCAGAAGAGACACAACCUUUACUCAAACACAAAAAUAUCUCAAAGACAUGUAUCAAUCCCGAAACUUGUACGGAUAAUAUCGAAAUCAAGAGUAUCAAAAAGUCAAUUGAAGAGAAAACUGACGAAGAAAAGAUCCAAGAUUUGUUGAAUUGGAAAAAAUGGGAGCUCUCGGAAAAGGUAGAAAUCAGACGGGGAAAUUACGGCCUUGGUGUUUUUGCCAAAGAAGAUCUCGAAAAGGGGGAGACGCUCUUUUUCGCCCCUCCAGAGCAGACAAUCAUGAUAACCAUGGCUAUCGAGGCGCUCGAAUCCGUCAUUACAGACGUAGACGAUGUCAAUGAACCCCUCGAUUGCGCAGAUACACUCAGUCUCUUCAUUCUUUUCGAGCUGCGAAAAGGAGACGAGUCCGAACUCUGGCCAUAUUUGGCGACGAUGCAAAAAGAAUACACGACGCCGUUGGACUACUGGCCGAUGGAGCUUCAUGAUUUUUUGACUCCAGCUGCGUUCGAUUUCCUUUAUUUGGCGACGGCCGAUUAUGUGGAUUCCUACAAAAAGUUGCAGAAGAUUCUUGAAAAAUACAAUGUUGAAGAAGAAGAAUUUCACAGGGCAUAUUCUAUCGUCACCACCCGAUAUUACUACAACGAUGCCCCGGAAAACCAUCCUGACUGGUUCAUAUCCGGCCUUGGCGAGGGCGAUUGUGGCGCUCUCGGUCCCAUUUUUGACCUUUGGAAUCACGAAGUCAAGCCAAACUGCGACUGGGAAGUCGGAGAGGGCGGGGCUAUGAAGAUGACCACUGAUGAAAGCAUUGCCGCCGGCCAAGAGCUUUUCAUUUCUUAUGGGGUUGAUGAAAAUGUCAGAAUGGCUCAAACCUAUGGCUUCACUUUUUCAGAUGUGUCAAAAGUCGAAGAGAAUAUCUACCUGUACAAAGAUGAAAUCGUCGAUGCAUGCGUAGCUCGACUUGGAAAAGCACGAGAAGAGUGCGAGGAAAUAGCGUCAAAUGCUCUGAAACAAACUGGGGAUGAAGGAGGUCACAUUGAUUUCAACUGUGGAAUCGAGUCAUUUGUUCUUGAAACAGUUUUUGAUCAUGACAAUCCAGAAGACGACGAUGAAAAUGCCAAAACCGCCCGUCUCUACCGUGGCGCACUCUUUUUAAUCUACAGAAGAAGAGAGCACCUGGGAAAUCUCCUCGAAGAAAUCGAAGGGGCGAACUGGGACGAACAGUUUUUGUACCACAAGGAGAUGGCGACCAACAUCGCUCGGGCGGAACAAGUCGUUGUUGAAAAAUGCAUGAAACAGAUGGAAAAUUUUGCUCUUGGCUUUGAAAGAAAUGCUUGA